CUGGCAGAACUGGGUGAAUAUUUACGGAAGUAGCAACCCAGAAGUGGUUUACAUGAGAAAUACAGCACUUUGCCCACUUUUUUCUUGGUAACAUGCUAAUAUGCAGACAGAGGAGCAUGAUUCUGGUCUAAAGGCUGGUUUGUUGAAAUCUUGUGGGACAUGUCGUGUUCUUGUCGGUGUGACGGGAAGUGUUGCAGCCCUGAAACUGCCUGUGUUGGUAUCCCAGCUUCUUCAGCUCUCUGGGGUGGACGUAAGAGUAGUCACUACCGAACAUGCCAAGCACUUCUACAAUCCUGCAGAGGUCUCAGUAAAAGUCUACGAUGACAAGGAUGAGUGGGAGCUGUGGACUCAGAGGUCUGACCCUGUGUUGCACAUUGAGCUAAGGCGCUGGGCAGACCUUUUUGUCAUUGCCCCCCUUGAUGCCAACACUCUUGGAAAAAUUGCGAAUGGAAUUUGUGACAAUCUCCUGACAUGUGUGGUGAGAGCCUGGGAUACCAGUCGCCCUCUCCUCUUCUGCCCUGCCAUGAAUACAGCCAUGUGGCAGCAUCCCAUCACAGCCCAGCAGGUGUCCAGGCUCACAGAGUUUGGAUAUGUGGAAAUCCCCUGCAUUGCUAAGAAGCUAGUAUGUGGAGAUGAAGGUGGGUUUUCAGUAUAAUACAAACGCUAAAUAUAUUAAAUGUGUACAUGACAUCAC
Messenger RNA from Notothenia coriiceps (black rockcod), 694 nucleotides. It is a transcript of the gene ppcdc, whose product is annotated as phosphopantothenoylcysteine decarboxylase. Gene Ontology annotation, molecular function: FMN binding; phosphopantothenoylcysteine decarboxylase activity. The record is from RefSeq and is a predicted model, not a curated record. Gene Ontology annotation, cellular component: phosphopantothenoylcysteine decarboxylase complex. The transcript is spliced from 4 exons. Bases 101 to 655 code for a protein of 184 amino acids. Lineage: Eukaryota; Metazoa; Chordata; Actinopteri; Perciformes; Nototheniidae. Gene Ontology annotation, biological process: coenzyme A biosynthetic process.